This is a messenger RNA of Musa acuminata subsp. malaccensis (wild Malaysian banana), 1763 nucleotides long. Its product is annotated as cyclin-D1-2. The record is from RefSeq and is a predicted model, not a curated record. Gene Ontology annotation, molecular function: cyclin-dependent protein serine/threonine kinase regulator activity. Gene Ontology annotation, cellular component: cytoplasm; nucleus; cyclin-dependent protein kinase holoenzyme complex. Gene Ontology annotation, biological process: regulation of cyclin-dependent protein serine/threonine kinase activity; mitotic cell cycle phase transition. NCBI's taxonomy places the organism in Eukaryota, Viridiplantae, Streptophyta, Magnoliopsida, Zingiberales, Musaceae.
UGAAACGUAGCGGUAGUAUCCCUCGCUCUCAGCUCCCAGUCCAUAUACUACUCCUCGCCACCACCUCGACAGUACCCACACUGUCUCUCUUCACUCUUUCCUUCCUCUCUACCGGGUUCUGGUGCUCCGCGGUGAUGGGAAGACAAUGAGGACCGGGUGCCUUCUCCCGCUGUCAUGCCGCCCUCCCCCUCCCCCUCCCCCUCCGACUCCUCCGCCUCCUCCUGCUUCGACCUCCUCUGCGGCGAGGACGCCGGAGAGCUCGCCCCGUUCGGCGACGGCCAGCCGAUCGCCGGCUUCGUAGGAGGCGAGGGGGCGGCCGCCCGCUCGGCCGGGCCCGACUCGCUCGACCCCGUCGCCCGCCGUGACGCCGUCGCGUGGAUCCUCAAGGUUCGCGCUUACCACCGUUUCCGUCCGCUGACGGCGUGCCUCGCCGUCAACUACGUGGAUCGCUUCCUCUCUUCUCACCGCUUACCGCAAAAUGGAUGGGCACUGCAGCUUCUGUCAGUGGCCUGCCUCUCACUGGCUGCAAAGAUGGAGGAGACAGUGGUGCCAUCCCUGUUGGACCUGCAGGUUGAGGAUGCCAAGUUCAUCUUCGAUCCUCACACAGUGCUUCGCAUGGAGCUUCUUGUGCUCGCCGCACUGGAUUGGAGGCUUCGAUCUGUGACGCCUCUCAGUUUUGUUGAUUUCUUUGCCCACAAGAUCGAUCCAUGCGGUAGAACAGCCAGGUUGCUGGUUUUGCAGGCCACACAAGUCAUAUUAGCAGCAAUGCACGAGGUUGACUUCCUAAGUCACUGCCCACCAGCACUUGCUGCAGCUGCCAUGAUCUGUGCAGCUGAUGAAACACAGGAUCGGACCUUUGUUAAUCCUGCAACCGCAGCAUCAUGGUGUGUUGGGCUAACUGAGGAGGGAAUUGGCAAUUGCUGUCGACUGAUGCGACAGGUUGCUGUGGAUCAAAGGCUGAGGAAGUCUCCAAUGAUCCUGUCGCAGCACAGAGUGACCAGUCCAGUUAAAAGGGAGUCAGGCAUCUCAUCUUCCUCCUCAGCUCCACCCACCAAAAGGAGGAAGCUCAACAGCAACUGCAAUUGAGUGGCUGAUGAAAAGAGACCUUGCUACAAAUAAAAAGGAUGGGCCUUGGGGAAUAAGAAGAGGAGUGGGCAUGACACUUGUUGGCUUUGCAGAUUUCUCACAUCAUAAACAAGAGGUUGGUUUGAUUCCACAAAAUGUGCAGAUUAGUAUAUUGUGUGUGUAUGUCUAGUGAGUUAGGCACUCUGGAUAAUGUUUUUUUUCCUUUCCUUUUUGCUAUUGAGUAAGCCAUGAUGGCAUUAGAGUUGCAGAGUCCCAAGGGAGGGGGGUCUGCUGCCAUUGUUGAUGUAUUGGUUUGUGAGGACUGUGAGGAGUACUUGGUUUCUUUCAUGGCCACUGUAAAAUGAUGGGGGUUGGAAUUCAAGGAGGGAAGAAGGUAACUGGAGAGAGAGAAAGAGAGAGAGAAGGUCCAGAUCUCAUGUUGCUGGUCAAACUGCUGCCUCAACCUCAUCUCUUCUUUUUGUUCCUGUGUGGAGGUUUUGUUCCUUGAGCUGUGUGAUCGUGAGUGUCAUGCAUGUGUUUUUGAGCAUGCUUGUCAGCCUGAAGAGGGUGGCAGUCACUGAAGCUUCAGGCUGCAUCCUGGAGAUGGUGAUGCAAAUAUUUGUGUCUGUAUAAAGGCCAAUUGACGGCUGUCUAUUCUGAACAAUCUGCAAUACAAAACCUGAUAUUUCUAUUGUUAA